AUGCCCACAAAGAGCAGCCAAGACAACUUGAUGCACGAGGCAAAGGGAGUCAAGUACGACGAAUGCGAGAUGGCCCUCUUCCGCGCCAAACUAUCGUACCAUGCCACGAUCGACGAACGAAUGGCUUCGCAGAACUCAAAUCUCACCUCGAUUGCCGAAGCCCAAGCGCGAAUACUCAAGGUAUGGGAGAUACAGAUGCAGGGUACGAAGGACCCAACGGGCAAGAAUGAGGGUCGCUCUGCGAGCGAUAAAAGAGCAAUGGCGCAGUAUGAAUGGAGAUAUACGACUCUGGAGAAUGCGGCGACCAACGCUGCGGGAAAGAAAUAG
Penicillium bovifimosum is the source of this 327-nucleotide messenger RNA. RefSeq lists its product as uncharacterized. Lineage: Eukaryota; Fungi; Ascomycota; Eurotiomycetes; Eurotiales; Aspergillaceae. The transcript has a single exon. The coding region runs from base 1 to 327 and encodes 108 amino acids. The record is from RefSeq and is a predicted model, not a curated record.